CGCGGCAAGCCUCCAUUUCUUUUCCGACGACGUGCCUCUCCAAGCAGCAGCUUUUCUCGUUCUGUUCGUAAAAGACAAAGAAACAUGUCCGACGAAGGAAAACUUUUCGUCGGUGGCCUCAGCUUCGACACCACAGAGCAAUCUCUUGCGGAAGCUUUCUCCAAGUACGGAAACAUCGCUAAAUGUGAUGUCAUCAUGGACAGAGAAACAGGAAGGCCUCGUGGAUUCGGCUUUGUGAAGUACGACAAUGCCGAGGAUGCUAAGGACGCAAUGGAGGGAAUGAACGGUCAGUCUCUUGACGGCAGAACCAUCCGUGUGAAUGAGGCAGGUCAGGGUGGCGGUCGUGGCGGUGGAGGAGGCGGUGGAUUCAGAGGUUCCCGAGGCGGUGGUGGAUAUGGUGGCGGCGGUGGAUAUGGUGGCGGCGGUGGUGGCCGUAGCUAUGGUGGCGAAGACCGGGGCUACGGAGGUGGUGGCGGAUACAGGAGCGGCGGAGGUGGUGGUGGUGGAGGCCGAGGCGGUGGAUACUCCUCCGGCGGUGGCUACAGGGACAAUAAUUAGGGCCUAGGAAGGCUACGGGUACCUCUUGAGGAUCCUACAGGGACAGUUACGACAGCUAUCUAUGCUGUAAACGAGUAACACUCCGAUUCAAUAUCAUUUGGCUGACCCUUCAAGAAAUUUCCGUGUUGACCGAAAGACUUUUGUUGUAAUCUUAGUCCUAUUCUGUGUUUAAGUAUCUAGCUCGAGCAUCUUUACAUUUAGCCACGUGUGUCGGCCAUUGAUUUACAAACCAUGUUCAUGGUCUUGCCCAAUAACAUUCCACCUGGGGGCGAUUUUGUACUUCUGGUCUUUGUAUCAUCAACAUUGAAUAUUAUUUUUUGUUGUCAAUUGUCUUCAGUGCGCCUAUUAAAAUGAUUUGUUGAAAAAAAAAA
Salvelinus namaycush (lake trout) is the source of this 929-nucleotide messenger RNA. RefSeq names its product glycine-rich RNA-binding protein 1-like. NCBI's taxonomy places the organism in Eukaryota, Metazoa, Chordata, Actinopteri, Salmoniformes, Salmonidae. The transcript has a single exon. Bases 85 to 558 code for a protein of 157 amino acids. Gene Ontology annotation, molecular function: RNA binding. The record is from RefSeq and is a predicted model, not a curated record.